Molecule: messenger RNA, 4716 nt
Organism: Acomys russatus (golden spiny mouse)
Lineage: Eukaryota; Metazoa; Chordata; Mammalia; Rodentia; Muridae
Gene: Asxl1
Product: ASXL transcriptional regulator 1
Exons: 13
Coding region: 1-4587 (1528 amino acids)
Biological process (GO): positive regulation of transcription by RNA polymerase II; animal organ morphogenesis
Cellular component (GO): PR-DUB complex
Molecular function (GO): peroxisome proliferator activated receptor binding; DNA binding; chromatin binding
Source: RefSeq, a predicted model, not a curated record
AUGAAGGACAAACAGAAAAGGAAGAAGGAGCGCACGUGGGCCGAGGCCGCGCGCCUGGUGUUAGAAAACUACUCGGAUGCUCCAAUGACACCGAAACAGAUUCUGCAGGUCAUAGAGGCAGAAGGACUAAAGGAAAUGAGAAGUGGGACUUCCCCUCUAGCAUGCCUCAAUGCUAUGCUACAUUCCAACUCGAGAGGAGGAGAAGGGCUAUUUUAUAAAUUGCCUGGCCGAAUUAGUCUUUUCACACUCAAGAAGGAUGCUGUGCAGUGGUCUAGAAAUGCAGCUGCAGUGGAUGGAGAAGAGCCAGAGGACUCGGCUGAUGUGGAAAGCUGUGAGUCCAAUGAAGCCAGUGCUGUGAGUGCUGAAAAUGACGUGUCUCUAGAUGAAACAUCUUCGAAUGCAUCCUGUUCUACAGAGUCUCAGAGCCGGCCUCUCUCCAAUCCCAGGGACAGCCACAGGGCUUCCUCACAGGCAAGCAAACAAAAGAAAAGGACUGGGGUCAUGCUGCCUCGUGUUGUCCUGACUCCUUUGAAGGUAAACGGGGCCCACGUGGAGUCUGCCUCAGGGUUCUCGGGCCGCCACGCUGAUGGUGAGAGUGGCAGUCCAUCCAGCAACAGCAGUGGCUCUCUGGCCUUGGGCAGCACUGCUAUUCGAAGCCAGACUGAGGUCACCAGGGACCCUGCCCCUCUCUUGAGAGGCUUCCGGAAGCCUGCCACAGGUCAAAUGAAGCGUAACAGAGGGGAAGAGGUAGAUUUUGAGACUCCUGGGUCCAUUCUUGUUAACACCAACCUCCGCGCUCUGAUAAACUCUCGGACCUUCCAUGCCCUGCCGUCACACUUCCAGCAGCAGCUCCUCCUCCUCCUGCCUGAAGUGGAUAGACAGGUGGGGACAGACGGCCUGCUGCGCCUCAGCAGCAGUGCACUCAAUAAUGAGUUUUUCACCCAUGCAGCUCAGAGCUGGCGGGAACGCCUUGCUGAUGGUGAAUUCACUCAUGAGAUGCAAGUCAGAAUAAGACAGGAAAUGGAGAAGGAGAAGAAGGUGGAACAAUGGAAGGAGAAGUUCUUUGAAGACUACUAUGGACAGAAACUGGGUUUGACCAAAGAAGAAUCAUUGCAGCAGGAGGAGGCCAAAAUCAAGAGUGACUUGUGUGUCCCAGGAGAAUCAGUACGGCCACAGCGUGGGCCCACCACCCGUCAGCGGGAUGGACAUUUUAAGAAACGUUCUCGGCCAGAUCUCCGAACCAGAUCCAGAAGGAAUCUGCACAAAAAACAGGAGCCAGAACAAGCAGGGGUUGCUAAGGAUGCAAAUUCUGCAUCAGAUGUUUUACUCUCCAAAGAUGGGGGUGCUAAGACCGACUCAGCAGGGUUGAACAGUCCCCCUGGGCCAGCUGUGUCCUCUGCAGCAUCUGGACAGGAGGGUCCCAAGUGUCCCAAUGAGCCUGUGGCUUCCCGGAUUCGAGCGGAAACGGACAACUUGGCAUGUGCCUCUGCAUCUCCAGACAGAAUCCCUACCUUACCUCAGGACACUGUGGAUCAAGAGACAAAAGAUCAGAAGAGGAAAUCCUUUGAGCAGGCAGCCUCUGCAUCCUUUCCCGAAAAGAAGCCCCGGCUUGAAGAUCGUCAGUCCUUUCGUAACACAAUUGAAAGUGUUCACACAGAAAAGCCACAGCCCACUAAAGAGGAGCCCAAAGUCCCGCCCAUCCGGAUUCAACUUUCACGUAUCAAACCACCCUGGGUGGCUAAAGGUCGGCCCACUUACCAGAUAUGCCCCCGGAUCGUCCCCAUCACGGAGUCCUCCUGCCGGGCUUGGACUGGUGCCAGGACCCUCGCAGACAUUAAAGCCCGUGCUUUGCAGGCCCGAGGGGCAAGAGGCCACCACUGCCAUCGAGAGGCUGCCACCACUGCCAUCGGAGGCGGGGGUGGCCCGGGUGGAGGUGGCAGUGGGGCCAUCGAUGAGGGAGGUGGCAGAGACAGCGGCAGUGGUGAUGGUGGUGAGGCCUGUGGCCACUCUGAGCCCACGGGAACCCCAAGCACCCCUGGAGAGAGCGCGUCAGAUCUACAGCGAGCACAACUACUGCCGUCUUGUCCUCUGAAUGGAGAGCACACUCCAGCUGAAGCUGCCAUGCCCAGAGCCCGAGGAGAGGACUUAGCUUCUCUUGGAAAGGAAGAGAGCUGCCUGUUGCAGAGGGCCCCAGGUGUGCUUUCAAGUGGGUUAGAAGAUGUCUCCCAACCCCCCAUUGCUCCCACUGGAGACCAGCCAUGCCAGGCUUUGCCCCCUCUGUCCUCCCAAACUCCAGUGGCUGAGACAUUAGCAGAGCAGCCGAAGUUGCUUCUAGAUGGUAUAACUGAGUGCGAGUCUGGCACCACCUCCACCUCCCCGGAAAAGGGUAGUGAGGAUGAAGGAUCCACCAUUCCCUCAGAGAGUGGUUCUGUACUGUCUCCACUGGGAGAUGGAUUAGGAGGAGGAAAUGACCAGGCCUUUCAUGGUAACCCCAGUAUGAAAGAUCCUGUAAAUGUGUCACCUGCAUUUUUAUCUGAAUUGUCAUUGGCUAACUUCCUACAGGAUAGACCUGCUGAUGAUGGAUUAGGACUUGGUGCCACGGGCCCCCUCCUAAGGGAAAAUGGUAGACAAGAAACUUUGAAAACUGAGGGUUUUGCAUCUGGCAGUGCUGCCUCCUGGGUACCCAUUCUGUCAAAUUAUGAGGUAAUGGAAGAGUCUGAGCCAGAAUCUAGAGAAAAUGCAGUAUGUUUGGAGCCCCAGGAUAGAGAAGAGUGGGAGAGAGCUGUUCCCCUCAUUGCUGCCAUGCCUGGGGAGUUGGCAGCCACAGAAGGUGCACCCCACCCUGAAAGCUGUACUUCACUCUGGACGGCACCUUCUCCGGGAGUCAUGGGUGGCACCGGCAGUGACAGUGAGCAGGUGGGCCUUGAAGGGCUGGAAAUGAAUAGCAUCUCUGAAGUACUGAGUCCUCACAGCGAAUCCACAGAGACAGCCUCUGAUUCUGAAGUCCACCUCACUGAAGACAGCAGUGAGGUUGAUGCAAGUGAAGCCACAGUGGCAAAGGGGUUGUUGGGCAGGAGUGAAAAGCGGGACUGGGACCCAUCCACCUCGAUUUCAAAGGCGAGCAGUGACCUAAGUGUGCUUACAAGGACAGAAGGAACAGCUGCGUCUCAGAGCUGGGUGUCUCGAGUAUGCGCGGUCCCCCACAAGAUCCCAGACUCUCUGCUGCUGUCUAGUACUGAGUGCCAGUCCAGGUCUGGGUGUCCACCUAAGCCUGGCUCUUCAGUAGAGGUUACCAAUCCACUUGUGAUGCACCUGCUGCAUGGUAACUUGCCCUUCGAGAAGGUUCUUCCUCCAGGUCACAGGGGCAGCAGGCCAGAAUCCCCGCAGCUGCCCCUGGGAGAACAGAACCAAGAUAGAGGCACUGUGCAGGGUUCGCGGGGAGACAAUCACCUAGUUGCCGGAAGCAACCCUGGGUCUGCACAAGCACUGGAAGAGUCUUUUCUGGCCCAGAGCUAUGCAGCAAGUGCUGGUCUUGGCAGAGCAAACACCUCCCAGACUGCUGGAGUGCUCCAGAAGAUUGCCAGGAUGGUUCCCAGUUUAGAUUCCCAGCAUCCAGUGACAGGACUGAUGCCUUCCUCUGGCAUCCUGGAAGAAACAAAUUCCAAAGAGCAGUUCUCUUCCUUCCUUUGUGAAGAGCAGCAAGCAGCCCAUGCCCUGUCCCAAGGCAGUGCUCCAGGUGCUGCCUCCGGCCACACUACCUCCAAAGUGCCGAGUUUCUCCUCUGCAAAAGUGAGCCUCUCCGUUAGCCCUGAGCAGACAAGUAGGACCCUGAGUGAUCAGAAUAACACUGGAGGUCAAGAGAAGAAACUAUUUGGUCCUAGGAAUACGGUUGCCACCCCUCAGUGCCCCAGGUCUGAAGAGCAGACACCACUACCUGCUGAGGUCCCUCCGGUGUUGCCCAGUAGGAAGAUAGAACCAAGCAAAAACUCUGUCUCUAAUGGAGGGCAGACUGCAAGGAAAGACUGGACACCCAAACCACCGCCUGUCUCUGCUGGCAGUAUUAAGACAGAGCAGACAUUUCCAAGGGGUCCCAUUAAGGCAGAAGCAGACAACGGAAAAGCUCCUGGGUACAGUCCUCUGGAACUAGUGGGUCACUUGCAAGGGAUGCCUAUCAUUGUGGACCUGCCUUUCUGGAAAUUGCCCAGAGAGCCAGGAAAAGGGCUCAGCCAGCCCCUGGAGCCGCCUUCCUUCCCCUCCCAACUCAGCAUCAAGCAGGCUUUGUAUGGGAAAUUGUCUAAACUCCAGCUGAGUCCCACCAGCUUUAAUUACUCCUCCAGCUCUGCCAGCUUUCCCAGAGGCCUUGCUGGCAGCGUGGUGCAGCUGAGCCACAAAGCCAGUUUUGGUGCAGGCCACACUGCAUCCCUCUCCCUGCAGAUGUUCACUGACAGCAGUGCAGUGGAAAGCAUCUCUCUCCAGUGUGCAUGCAGCCUGAAAGCCAUGAUCAUGUGCCAAGGCUGUGGAGCGUUCUGCCAUGAUGACUGCAUUGGACCCUCAAAGCUCUGUGUAUUGUGCCUUGUGGUGAGAUAAUAAAUUAUGGCCAUUGGAAACAUUGUACAUUUAGUGUGUGUAUUUUAAUAAUGGUUGAUUUAAAUCUGUAUACAGGAUAUCAUUGAUAUAAUGAACUCUAUCUCUAGGUGAGAAAUCUUGCCUCCUCCU